Molecule: messenger RNA, 4105 nt
Organism: Cotesia glomerata
Lineage: Eukaryota; Metazoa; Arthropoda; Insecta; Hymenoptera; Braconidae
Gene: Mekk1
Product: mitogen-activated protein kinase kinase kinase 4
Exons: 6
Coding region: 226-4104 (1292 amino acids)
Biological process (GO): protein phosphorylation; MAPK cascade
Molecular function (GO): protein kinase activity; ATP binding
Source: RefSeq, a predicted model, not a curated record
UGCUGUAAAAAGUUGUUUUAUCUAAAUAAAUAUAAAACCGCUUUCGAGUAUUAUCAAUUACCUUCCAGGCUCUGAAGACACUGCGCAAGUCAGCAUAUUUAAUUUUUUGUGACGCGUUAAUGUUUGUUAUUCUUACCGAACAUGAAAAACUCUUGUUAAAUAUUUGUUUUUAAUUAUUAAUCAUUAUUAAUUAUGGUUAAUAAAAAUUAAAGAAGUUAGAAAGAAAUGUUUAAUUGGAGUACUAGGCAAGAUUCAUGGGAUUAUAGCGAUCAGGAAGAUAAACUUGACGAAAUGUCCGAUCUUUAUGGUCAAACGCCUCCUCGUACGCGUCACAGCCGCCGGCAAAGAGAGAGAAAACAGCGAAUAUCACUUUCUGAAAAUAAAUCAGCACCAGUAAGAGAAGUCCGUUGUUGUAAGCCGCCUCUCUGUCGUCGCAACACCCUAGACGCAAUAAUCUUCAACAAAAUGUGCGACCAAGCCGACGAGGAGGAUUCCGAUAAUGAAAUAAAAUUAGACGAUGAUUCAAACUCCCCUUCCUCGGCCCCGGCGGGAAAUUUGGGACCCGCUAACGCCAAAGAUAACACUCGCAAGUGCAAGAGAAACUUAAAAUUAACUCGGAAAAGCGAACGGGAGAUUAAAUUAGACAUGUCCUCUGAUUCCUCAGUCAAUCACCAAAACAACGACAUUAUUCCGUCCACGCCGACCUCCGUUACCAGAGAAGACAAUAUUAUCAGCAACAUGACUCUUCUCUGCGGGGUUAUCGAGACGAAAAAUCGGUUCCGGUGCCUCAGGUCCAAGCCCGUAGAGGUAGAAGCUCGGAAAGAGGCCGAUGAAACCGUUAAAUUCUUCCUGGCCAAUGAUUCUGAUGAAGCUACCGAUAAAGUCAGUGAAAGCGAUGACAAGAAAAUCGUCGGCAGAGAAAUUUUCCAUGAAACUUUUUCACACGCGAUUCGCUUGUCAGCCAAUGACCGUGAGCGAAACUGUUGCCGGCAAAUAAGCAGCGAGGAAUCUCGUUGGCAAAAUGAGCUGAAAGACCUGAUCUGGCUGGAGCUUCAGGCAUUUCACGCUGACCGUAGCCUGGUAGAACAAGACGAGUUUUUGUGCAGACAACGGGACGCGAUCUGCCCAUUGCUCACCGAAAUCCUAAACUACAAAUACGACCUAGCAUCAAGCUUGAUAGAGAACGGAUCAGCGACAUCUAGCGCAGAUUCCGGAUUCGAAGGUUCCCUUGUUCCCUCUCUCCCUUCUCCAUUCUUAGGAUCAAAUCCCGAGUUCCCCCUGGCAUGCUCCGGUUGCCUGUCAAUGCACUGCAUUACCUGCCGGCACUGCCAGAUUACCGCGCUUAGGCAAGUAGAAAGCCUGCUUAUCCGACUGCAGACCGCAGAAUCAUUGUACCCAUCUUCUCAAGCGUUUGCUGCGCACUAUCCGCAGUACAAAAGUCCAGAAUUCACCGGUAGGGUCAAGGCCAUGUGUCUUUGGUACAACAUGAUGCGUCGUCACCGUUUGAAGCUUAGAAUCCUCCGUAAGAUGCUAAUCCCCGGGCCGAAACCUUCUCGAGACUCAGUAGACUCUAGCAUGGACCCUAAAUUUGAGAUCUUCGACUUGGAUUCUCCAAAUCCUUGCGGGUCACUAAAGUCAACCUUCAUCUAUUUCGACGAGGGACAUCUAGAGCAACUAGACUUCGAGACUACCGAGAUAGAACGGAUUUCCUACCGCCGGUACAUUGAAGAUGUCCUUAAAACCCGCGGGCUGAGCAAAUCCCUGAACUUCCUGGAGCGUCUGCAUAUGUCGGUCUUGAGAAAAGCGAACCUAGCUUUAUCUAAAGAUCAGAAUUGCUCCAGUUACGAAGAGUACGAAGACCUGGACCUGAAGCGAUACGGCUUCUGGAGCCCAGAAUCCCAAGCUCUGAAUCUCCCUUCGUAUGCCAACGUGUUCCUUUUCCUAUCAAGAGUCCCCUUGGAUAUUGUCCACGAGUUCUUGGAGAUGCGUCUCCAGCAGAAGCCAGUGGCUCCAGGAGCGCUCAGCGUUAGGCAGCUGAUGAGAGAAAUGCGGGAAGGCUUGAAAAUAGCUUGCAUCUAUCGCGACAGGUUUUUGGUUCAUUCCCGAACUGUGGCUGAAGCUGGAAAAGUUGAUAUCGCUGCUUUUGAUGAUAGUCUUCAGCAGGUGUUCGUGGUUUACUUGGACUAUCUGAAACAGUGGGUCGAAAUGGUGCCUUGUGGAAACUACCAAAAGGGCCUGAUUGAUGACGAAUGGACUUUUGUUAAGUCGAUAGCCAGGAACAUCAAGAAUGGAUUCACGAUAGGCGGAGUCAAGUUUUGUGAGAUAAACGGAGUGAUGAUCCAUGAAGUGAUCGAGUUCUUGGGCACCAGACCCUUGGAAAUCGAAGAGUCUAUGGCGGAGAUUGAAGAGAGUGAAGAUCUAAGGUACCAGUUCAUGUCUCUGGGUCGAGAAUGGCAAUCAAUGUUCAUAGAAGCUCGCGAGAAGCUUACUAAGAGUCUUCUUCUGACCCGGUCGUUGAAGCGCGACUUGGACCAGAGUCCUAACGAUGACCUAAAGACUGCUUUGGAUACCUUGAAGCACGUGAUUCACGAUCUCAGGACUAGGAUCUGCAGCGUGGUGGCCCAGUUCCAGGUGAGGGUUGAUCAGGCUGAUGAAUCCAAGCUAGAAAAUGACUUAGCGUUCAAGACUCGCGUUCGUGAAAUCCUUCACCAAGCUUACAGGCUAGGCUUUGACUAUCAUCGGGAGGUGGUUCGCAUUUUCCAGGCGAACGAAGAGUUAGUUAAGGGAUUGGUCAGCUUCGCUGAGCUCUGGAUUGAGUUUGUGGUAACUAAAUGCGAGCGGGGCCGUGGAUUGAGACCAAGAUGGGCUCACCAUGGGUUAGAAUUCUUGAUCAUGACCUGCGAACCAGCAAACACUGAGUUCUUGGAUGAACAAGACUUUGCUGAGCUGAGAACCAAGAUGGAAGCAUGCUGGGCUCACAUAAUUGGAGAGGCAGAGAUUGUUUCUGAUGAGCUGAAGCCUCUUCCACUGUCCAGGACAACCUCGCCCAGGAUCAGCGUCAAGGAUUUGAAGGGUUGCAAGGAGAACGUGAGCUUGGUUAUUAGUAGGAAGAUUUCUGCUAAGCAGUCGAGAGUUACUGCUGCUUUGCAGCAGCUGGAGGAAGAGAUUGACGAGCGGAGGCGGGCUGCUGAGCUGAUUGGCCGAGCGGCUUCCAAGAAGACUGCUGACAAUGUCAGGAUCAAGGUCAGGAGGGUUACCUUCAGUUGGCAGAGAGGCAUCAAGAUCGGGCAAGGAAGGUUUGGCAAGGUCUAUACGGUGGUCAAUAACCAGACUGGCGAGCUGCUGGCAAUGAAGGAAGUAUCGUUGCAGCCAGGAGACCAUCGCGCUAUCCGUCGGGUAGCGGAGGAACUUCAGAUCUUUGAAGGAAUCACUCACGAUCAUCUCGUUCGUUACUACGGAGUUGAAAUCCAGCAUGAAGAAAUGCUGAUUUUCAUGGAAUUCUGCGCGGAGGGAACUCUUGAGAGCCUCAUUGCUGCUAGCUCUGGAGGAUUACCAGAGAUAUUCAUCAGGAAGUAUGUCCAUCAGCUUUUAUCGGCUAUUUCUGUGCUCCAUUUUCACGGAAUUGUUCACAGAGAUAUCAAGACUGCCAAUAUCUUCCUGACUGAUCAAGGGAACUGCCUUAAGCUGGGGGACUUUGGGUCUGCUGUUGAGAUCAAGGCUCACACUACCAUGCCUGGGGAACUUCAGGGAUUCGUUGGUACUCAGGCGUACAUGGCGCCUGAAGUUUUCAUGAAAACUGAACACGGCCAUGGACAUGGAAGGGCUGCUGAUAUAUGGAGCUUCGGUUGCUGCGUUAUCGAAAUGGCUAAUGGGAAGAGACCUUGGGCGGAAUUCGAUUCUAACUAUCAAAUCAUGUUCAAAGUUGGAAUGGGCGAAGUUCCUGCCAUGCCUAAGAAUUUAUGCAAUGAAGGAAUUGAUUUGAUUGAAAAGUGUCUGCAGCAUGAUGCUAAAAAAAGGCCUCAUGCUAAUGAUCUGCUGGCUCAUCCUUUUGCUAGGAAUUAUGAUGAUGUUAAUGUCGAGCUGCUGAGUCGCAUUGUUGCCUAGG